Molecule: messenger RNA, 3603 nt
Organism: Eimeria mitis
Lineage: Eukaryota; Apicomplexa; Conoidasida; Eucoccidiorida; Eimeriidae
Exons: 3
Coding region: 1-3603 (1200 amino acids)
Source: RefSeq, a predicted model, not a curated record
AUGCUUACGCAUGUGCGUGCGAACCCGUACAAGCAGAUUUCGGUGAAUAACGUGUUUACCAUGGCCUUCAUCUUAGCGGAAAAGCGGAAGAUGCGGAGCAAAAAAUCAAACAAGACUCAGCAGCAACAACAACAACAAAAACAAUUGCUAGAGCUGCCGCCUGAACAGCAUACUCUGCUUGGUGGAUCAUGCCACCCCAACCCCCAUCGGAGAGAGUUCCGGCAAAACUUACAGUUGCAGCAACAGCUACGGCUCCAAAAACAAAGUUUGCAACAGCCGUUGCAAGGAAAAGAGCAAGAGUCACAGGAAAACAGAUGCGAAAGACAACGGCAACUCCAGCAGCAACAUGAGCGGCAGGAGAGGCGGUUGAUGUUGCUGGUGGGUCAACUCGACACCACUGGUCUGUCUACACCCUACAUUGGCGAAUGCAGCAACAGCAGCAGCAGCAAAGGGGUCAGCAGCAGGAAUUCAAGAGCUUCUGUAGGCUGUAAUAUUUCUACACUCGGAACGGCUGGUUCCAGCAGCAGCCGCAGCAACCGCAACAGCCGCAGUAGCAGUGCCAGUAGCAGCGACUGCAGCAGCAGCGCCAGCAGUGGCCAGUCGGAAACGCUGACAUUCUCGUCUGCAGGAUGCAGCACUUCAGGCCCAUAUUCCAUUGAGUCCCCCAAAUCAUUGGAAUCCUCAGUGUUCUGCAGCAGCAGCAGCCGAGGGGGCUCGCACAUGGCAGCUAACUUUCCAAGAGAAUGUGGUGGCGCUGAAAGGGGUGCAGCCUGUGGAACAGGACCUUCAGCAGGCACCUGCUGCGGUGCGGCGGAUACGGCUGCAGCACCAGCUGCGUCGUUGGCUGCACCGUUAAGCACAGCAAACCUGGCAGCUGCAGCUACAUGCGCUCCUGCUGGAGGAGUUGGUUUUGCGAAUCACAAUGCGACCGGAGAUGUUCCCUGUCUUGCUACGAGAACAGCCAUGGCAUUACCCGAUUUGAAGUUGUUGACGAGCGAACCUACUCGAUAUCAGCUAGCGGAAGCAGAAACCGAGCCAGCAAAUCCACCAGCAGAAGGGAAAUUAGAGACUGCAGCACGACCGGUCAGCCUUGCCGGGGCUGCAGCUGCCGCAACAGACGAAUGGGAAGGCCCCGAUCUACUUGAUAUCCCAGCGUCCAGGAAGGAUUGGACCAGACAACUGGACUUACAGCAGCAACGACAGCAGCAGGAGCAUUCUGGGAAGCAGCAUCAGCCAGAACUACAUGAGCAGCAGCAGCUAACAUUGGAGGGACAGCUUCAGUGGGAGCAAAUGCGAGCGACAGGAGGCCAUUGUUUGUCUCCAUCAGCUUCGGUAACGCAGAGGCCUUCAGCGCCUCCUUCAAUGCAACCACAAACGAUCGCAGCGGAAAACGUAGCAGCCCCAAAGGCGGCAGCGCUGGCAACGAGCGCAGCUGCGCCCAAUGCGGUUCCUUCUCGUCUUGCCAGCCGACUCUUGGAGCCCUCUGCAGCCUCCAGACCACCGAGUUCAAUAAAUGAGUUGCAGAGCAACCAGAAUCAUCAGAAGCAGCGCAGACAGCUGGAGGAUUCAGAACUGCCUGUAUUGCCCCUGUUGGGUGGGGAGUUCGACGCAGCGCCAGGGAGGUGUGGCUUGUUGCUUCCUGCAGCUGCUUCCGUUGAAAAUGAGGUCGACAGCGACAAGCUCGACGAACACCGCAGCAACAUCUCACCCGUAAGACGAGGUGGUCAAUCUAGUGUGACGGCUGCCGGUGCUGUCGUAGUUGCCUCUUUUGUGGACGCUGCUGCUCUCCCGGUCGGUCACGCUGCUACUGGGCGGACAGCUGCUGCCAAAGAGGUGAAUGUCCAGGCUUCAGAGAAGACGUGUCAGCAGCAACAGGACCACCAACAGCGACCGGAGGAGCAAACGCAGCAGCAGCCUAAACAGCACCAGCACCAGCUUAAACUGCAGCAAAAUGCCGGUCACUACCAUGAAGAGCAGCGAGUGCAUAACCGCAGUACUCCGGAGCUCCUGACCCCUGGUAGCUCCCAGCAGCAGAAACAACAACAGGCUAAAGAACUGCAGCUGCACCACCAGCAGGUGCUGAAGGAUCAAUUGAUAGGGCAACGAGGAGUACCGCACUCGCUCGAACCGUCCGUGCCUCCCUUGCCGGUGGCAGAAAUACAGGCUAGCUGCAUCUCCCAGCAGCUCUCCGCUUGUGUCCCGCAUCAACAGCAGCAGCAACAGUACCAGCUGUUGCUGCAGCGGUUACAAGCGCAUACGCCCCAUGCCUCACAGAGUGAGACAUAUGCCACAACGCGAUCAGAAUCUCCCAGGAGACGGCAGCUGCACUUUGCAGUCCCAAGCAAGCAGCAUCUGCUGCAGCAACAGCUGCUGCUGAUACAAGAGCAACAGCAGCACCCAACGCCACUGGCGAAGCAGCGUAUUGAAAUGCAGAGAACUUUGUUUGGCGUUCACCUCUCAGCGGAAGCGGAAGCGGUUGCUGCAACUGCAGCAGGGGCCGCAGCUGAAGCAGCUGCAGCAGCUGCAGCCCGCCCGUUUUGCGGCGGCAACAUUCUGCCACCCUCUGAUCAUUUUGUUUCUCUGCAUCGGUACCAGGAGGCGCAGCAGCAACAUGCCGCUUCAAAGACUCAGCAGCCGGAGCCCUGUCGGCCGCAGCAGGUGCAGCCCAGUUGUCGCUCCUCUGUAAUAACGGCUAGUGUUGAGACUCGAGAAGACUGCUGUUCGCCGCGCGGAAGUCCCGAUGCUCCUUGUGUAGACCCAGCAUUUCCCGGAGGCCCUACGAGAACCCCGAGUCCUAUGUGCAACUUUCCGUCUCCACUGCAAGAGGGAACUCCUUCUGGCCGUCGAUCUCCAGCAGGACAGCAAGCAGCUGAGGCUUCUCGUCGAGCCCUGCUGCUUCGGAAAAACUCUCAAACGUCUUUGCUGCACAUUUGCGGUGCAGUGAAUCAGGACCCGCAGCUACAGGAGCCGCAGCCUGUGCAGCAGCAAGCACGUUGGGAAACUGGAGGUACAAGUGCUGCACCAUUAGCAGCUGCAGCAGCAGCAGCAACAGCAGUAGCCGCAGCAGCACUAAGCCAAAACAAGUUGGAAUGCACUGGGACAAGCCCAGCGGAUCUCAGCAGCAACAGCACGAACGUAGCUUCGGACGUUUCUUCAGCUAACAGCAUGCAUAGCGCUUUGACCCCCCAUUUGUUACAUCCCUCUCGCCGUAUCCCCUUCCCGCUGCAGCAGCCUGGGACAGAGACCGACCCAGCACCAGGAGGAGCGGCAACAGUAACAGGGAGACCGCCCACUCCUGUUCGCGCUGAGAGACUGAGAAAACGCUUGGAGAGACUCCGCGAAAUGGGCAGGCUCAGCCGAGACACCUACCCAGCAGCAGAAGUGGCAUCAAUAAUCAGCGGCACACGGGUGGAGAAAGAAGGCCCCUUUCCAGUGUACGUUCUCGACAAAGAAUGGUCCCUUGGUUGCAGCGCGCUGGACCCAGAAUGGCCGCAGAAAAUGCUGCAAAACACCAAGGAGGGAAUAAAACUGCAUUCCGAAAUCAACAAGCUUCUCGCCCUCGCUAAGGAGGUUGAUCUUACACAAGGAAAAACGGAAGCCUAG